Messenger RNA from Paramuricea clavata, 2862 nucleotides. NCBI's taxonomy places the organism in Eukaryota, Metazoa, Cnidaria, Anthozoa, Malacalcyonacea, Plexauridae. The record is from the annotation of a GenBank genome assembly.
AUGUUAUUAUGCACGGGUAAUUAUUUGCUUUUUUUCCCCUUAGUUGCCUCGCUGUUAUCUUGUCUUCAUCAACUGAAACACGAAAAUGUCAAACUGGAAGCACGGCUUACUGAUUUGGUCAAACGUCGUGAUCAUUUGUUGUUGGUAAAUUCCCGCUUAUCCAAACCAUCAAAUUUGUCUGCGGCGAGCUCUCCCUCCUUGACUCAAGAUGUAAAGAGAGCUGAAAUCGCUUCGCCGAACGUUCUUGAAAGUUCGAGAAAUUCAAGUUUGGAAAGAAAUAACCAAGCACUUUCUGGGAAAUCUCCAGAGAAUGGCCCGUCCGAGGUGGAUGCGUUGCCAAAAGAUGGACAGGAACAAACAGCAAAACAACAAGAUCUGAAAAUUCAAUCACAAACUAAAGAACAGUUAACGACGAAGAAAGAACAACAACAGCAACGACAACGAACACAUUCAGAUCUUCCGCAAACGGUAAAGGAAAGUUCACAACAGAUACUCGACAAGAAAAGUCCUAUCAAAGUAGAUACACCACCGAACAUCGACGAACGAUUACGUGAGGCAGCAUCAAGUCCACCACGAGGAAACAAAACUACAGCCGAAGGAAAAUUGGCAACUGUCUCGCUAUCUAGCAUCGCAGGAGAACGUCCACCGAACCGACAGUCACCAAAAAGUCGAAAAUCUCCGCAAGGUGGCGGCGGGAAGAAAAUGAAAUCGCAAGAACAGUUGUUGCAACAGGAACAUCAGAAAAUUAUGCAACAACAGCAUCAACAGUUGAAACAACAACAACUAAACCGACAAAAGUUUCAACAAUCUCAUUUAUUACCGGUGGGUUUUCACGAAAUUUUUAUGAGAUCUUACGUUUUCUACCUACCAUCCUGGACAAAACAUCCGCGACACUACUAAAUAUCUCGUCAACUCUCGUAAUAUUAUCGCAAAUUUGGAACCUCUCCCUUACGUCCGCCAUUUAAUGUUCCAUUGCAUUCCUAGAAUACGGUUAAAGCGAUUGCAAUACGUCCAACAUUAUUUUGGAGGGCGGAGGGAGGAUAAGGAGUAAAUAAUUAAUAGAGUGUCGCUGAUGGUUUUGACCAGGAUCAUAGGUGUAUUAAUGUCGUACAUACUGAAUCACAGUUUUCGGACUGUUGUAAGUAAAUGGUUGUAAAAUAAACAUGAAUAAACCUUUCCAAAAAAGACGUCACUUUAUGUACAGAGCCUCGUUUUCGCGUAUGCGAGAUUACUUAAAGCUAUCAAUCACGAAGACGACGUCUUAUAACCAUGGUUACGUACUUUCCUGAAGCGUGUAUUACAUAUGCCUUUCUGAUUGUUUUGCCUGCAAUGGAAUUUGCCUUUUACAUUUCAUAUUUGGUCCACCUUUUAUUGUCACAUUGCAGCAACAGUAUAAGAUCGCAUCCGUACAGCAGGUCACAGUGAAAAAUUUGAUAUGUAAAGACGUUCAAAUAUUUGAAAAUGUUUUCUCAUAAAUACUGUGAGUUCAAAAGGAUAUUCGAUCCAGUUCGAUCCAGGUCUAGUUUAUAGAUCAGUGCAUUUUAAGGAAGGAGGAGAAUGAUUGGUACCUUCGAUUGUAUUAUUCAUUUCUGAUUUAUAUUUCAUCCAUUAGCUCCAGCAAGGUAACCAGCAAUUCAACCAACACUUCGCACAUCAAAAUUCUCAACUGGCAUUUUUCAAGUUGCCUGGUUACAACGGCUCGGAACAACACGCGAUGCAUCAGGCUAAACAAGGUCAAAUGAAUGGCAGUCCUCAGCAAUAUAACAGUCAGUCACUUUCCAGACAAUUCGCUAACUUUGUUCCGUACAUGGAGCCUAGCAGUAUACACAAUGUUCGCAUGCAGGGAUAUAUGCCUGUCUAUCCUGUGGAGAACCCGUUAAACAAAGUAAGUGUUCAACUCUUAUAGUUUUUCUAACCAAUGUCACCUUAGCAAUUUACUCUGUCUGACAGUCGGUCUGGAAACACUAAAUCGUGGAGAUUUUGUACUUCUCAUAUUAUGUUAAAUAAAACUGCAUUCGGUGAUUGGUUGCACUUUUUAUAAUCCCAAGUCAAAAGUAUUACAUGGCUUUUUAUCUCAUACAAUAUAAUCGCUAUUCGCUACUAAUUUUCAAAUUUCUCAUCACUCGACUUUGUUUAGCUUUUCUGGUACGUUUAUACGCGUUUUUAGCCUGCUUACAGUUAAGUUUAUUACUUUUCUUGCCAUAUAUAAUAUAAUAUGUAAUAUCAAUGUAAAUUACAAAUGUGGAUAGCAAGAUACUUUGUUGUAGCGAAUAGUUCGCUACAUUUUUGAAACUGCAGCUGUAGUCAGUAGCGGGCUACACUUUUUGACAAGUAGCAGUGGUUGUAGCUGCAUGACUACAUUAAUAAAAGUUUUGUUGUCAACCCACCCUUGAGAAAAAGUCCUUGAAUGUCCUGCAGGAAUUCUGGAUUUUCACUGAAGCGUGGAAACCCUGUAUACUACACAUCUAUUCCCGUGAUAUAUGUAAUUAUUCCCGCAUCUGUAGAAAUGCAUGUUUCAGCGUCCAACGCCUCGUAGACACGAGCUUGUUCUCACAAAGCGCAUGUGGUACAACACGAUGACAUCUUCGCAUCCACAUGGGUGAAAUGUGACCAUAAUGCUCUAGUGACCACAAGGGAAGUGACCUUCCGCUAUCGCUAAUGGACAUCCAUUAACUCUAUUCAACGCCAAAGUGAAGGAGUGUAUAAAAACGUGUUUCGCUGUUGCUAACCAUAACGCGAUUUUUCUAUAUAUCAUGCGUACGAUUUUAUCUCAUAUCAAGAUUAAUUUUUGUUGCAAUUUAGGUGAUGGAAGAGAAGAUGGACAGCUCGGCAGGCAUGGACAAAACCGAAAGGAGAAAUUGA